Agelaius phoeniceus (red-winged blackbird) is the source of this 1519-nucleotide messenger RNA. NCBI's taxonomy places the organism in Eukaryota, Metazoa, Chordata, Aves, Passeriformes, Icteridae. The record is from RefSeq and is a predicted model, not a curated record.
CGAGCUCCCAAAAGAUCUGCAAGCAGCACUCCUGAUGUGUCAGGAGCAAGGUGCUGAUUGUUCCAGGCAGAGAGAUGCUGGCUGUGAGCUGGACGAGAGUGAACUCUGCUCCAUUCGUGCAGUUGCGAAUGAGCCCCAGCAUCGCCAGCAGGGACCAGCAGCCGCGGUUCCACACCUGCCUGGGGCCCAAGAAGCCCCCUGGCAUCAGCAGGGGGAUGCCACUUGUGAGCGUGCACUGAGUGCAGAUGUGGAGAAUGGAUUCUGCACCAGUGAUGGGAGUGUGAGAGAGCCCCUGGCUCCCCAGGGCACAUCAGCAACCAAGAAUGAACACAAAAGGAACCUCAGAAGAUUCCUGGGUGAAUGGAUCAGGGGCCAUCCCGUGGGCACGGCGGUGCUGAUUCUGCUGCUCCUGGUGCUGGUGCUGGCUUUGGGGGUGGCCCUGGCUGUGCUGGCAGGUAAGGGAGGGGCAGCAGCCUGGGCCCAGCCCCUCGGGGCAGAGCGGGCUCCCUGCUCCCUGCACAGGGCAAUCCUCAGACCUUCUCCUCUUCCCCCUGCAGCACCACAUGUUCCAGUCACACCUGCAACUCCGCUGUUGGUUCUGGGCUGUCCCCAUGGCUGGGUUGGGUCCAAUGGGGUCUGCUACUACUUCUCACAGGAUUACGGCACCUGGGAUCAGGGUCAGGAACGGUGCUCCGAGCUCGGGGCCUCCCUGGCCAUUGCCAAGGAUGAGGAGGCCAUGGAUUUGCUCUUCCUCCUCCGUGGGAACGUCGAUUUCUGGCUUGGGCUGCGCAGACGGGGCGAGCGCCUGCACUGGGGGGACGGCAGCAGCUACAGCUCCCGGGUUCCUGUCCUCGGCAAUUCCCAGUGUGUGUACCUGGCUGAGAAGAGAUUGAGGAGUGACAACUGCUCCAAUGAGCGGCCGUAUCUCUGCAGCAAGGCCCCAGCUCCCCUGUAACAGGGGCUGCAGAAAGGACCUUCUCCACACUGGGCAGUGCCAGCUUCACCUCUGAGCCCAGCACAGCGCUGUCCUUCCUCAGCUGCAGCCUGUGCCUUGCCCUUCCUCUCAGGGUCACCUCAGUGCCUCUUCAUGCCCAGUGCCAACGCUGGGCUGGGGCUGCAAAGGAAAAGUCUCUGCAAUCCAUCCUGCCACCGGUGCUGCCUGCAGGGAGUGCAUUGCUCUCAUUAUAUGUGGGAAACAUGGCUCACUAUUUGCACUUUUUAUCAUAGUUUAUUAUGGGUUGAAAUCCCACCCUGGCAUGCUUGUCUGCUUGCUCCGGGUUAAUUUAAACUCUGUUUUCUAUGUACUGUUACAUAUUAGAGCUACAUGCAUAUUUAUAUGAGUUUUUAAGAAUCCUAACACAAAUUUGAAUUUACGUGCUCUUUUGGUUUUUUUUAACAUUUGUCUUGCCUUCAGGCCAUUUUUUAACUUAAACACUAUAUUGCGUGGUUUCUUGUGAUUCUAACUUUUUGUAUUUUCACUCCCUGAAAAUGAGGGUCAAUAAAGUCUUUUUUUUCCAUG